AGAAAGAAAAAGAAAGAGAUUUUGAAAGCGAGAGUGAAAGUACCAUCACUUUUAUGGAUGAGAUUCCACCACAAAAUCCUGCAGAUCCACCAAUUGUUAACGGAAAUAUGGCAGGUCAACAACAAAACAAUGAGUUCAAUCAUAUCUUGAUGGCAGAUAAUAGAGACGUAGCCAUGCGAGAAUAUGCUGCCACAGCAUUCCAGAAUUUGGAUUCUGUCAUCCUAAAUCCCAUUCCAGAAGCCGCCAACAUUGAACUGAAGCCGCUUAUGUUUCAAAUGCUUCAGACAUUAGGACAGUUCGGGGGGCGUGAACACGAAGAUCCUCAUGAUCAUCUCAAAACUUUUCUUCAAAUAGCUGGUGCAUUUAGAUUUCCAAAUAUAACUGAUGAUGCAUUAAGACAUCAGGGAAGAGAUUGUCACCUUUAGACAAUAUGAUCGUGAACCAGUACACGAGGCAUGGGAAAGAUUCAAAGAAUUGCUGCGAAAGUGUCCGAACCAUGGAUUACCAGCAUGUAUCCAAAUCGAGCACUUCUUCCGAGGUUGGACCACCCCACUAAGAUGAUGCUCAACAACGCCGCAAAUGGAGCUUUCACGAAGAAGACCUUCAACGAAAUAGUUGAUAUUUUGGAGGACCUAGCAUCCCACAAUGAGCUAUGGUGUUCUCAAAGGUCAAAACCUGCCCCUAAGAAGCAAGAUCAAGCGGGUGUAUUGGCGUUGGACAUAGCAACUUCAAU
Messenger RNA from Momordica charantia (bitter melon), 733 nucleotides. Lineage: Eukaryota; Viridiplantae; Streptophyta; Magnoliopsida; Cucurbitales; Cucurbitaceae. The record is from RefSeq and is a predicted model, not a curated record.